AUGUUCCGCAACCGCAAUAACACACAGAAGCCUGAUGAUGAUUUCAUCAGCCGCUUCCAGAAAACAUUUUCCGAUGUCGUUCCACGUCGAGACAGCGAUGGCAACCCGGUCGAUAGCCCAGCCUACGAUGCCCGCGAAGGCAACAUGGCCCACGGCCCGUUCCAUUUACAAAGCCAUGAGAUAAAGAUGGAGGAUGCCAACUUGAAGUUUCCUCAAGAUCGUACUCCUCGAAAUCUGCACGAUCUGGACUUUUCACCGUCAUGGAUGGAUCCCCACGGAAACAUGAACAUGAUGUCCCUAGCCGCCCAGCAUCCCGGUUUCUAUACGCCUAAUUCCGCCGGCAUGGGCACGAUCUUCCACAGCCAAGCGGGUGAUCUCACUCUUCCUCACUCCGGCAUCAACACUUUCAAUCAACCCUACCUUGCGGAACAGAUGCCCGAUAUGACCAACCCGUUCAUGCAGCAAGCGUCGUAUGCGCCGAGCGCAUUCAUACAGCAAGAACCGGAGAGUUUCGACAUGAUGGAUGACUCAGUAGAUGGUUCAUCGAUCGACGGGCUCGCCGACCAGUCUUCCAAUGUUUCUCGCAUGUCCAUUGACCCUUCUGUGUCGCACCCGCCUUAUGCGCAAGGUGAAAACUUUCGUUAUAACGUCUCCCUCCGCGCCCCGACUGCAAUGGUUAGGCACAAGCGGGAGGUCCCAGUGUCCUAUCUUAAUAAGGGUCAAGCAUAUAAUUUAACAGUUGUGGAUUCGACUCCGCCUAUGGUUAGUACCGAGCCUAUUCAAUACCGCACUUUCGUCCGCGUUUCGUUCGAGGAGGAAGAGCAACGACAGAAGCCGGCGGCUUGUUGGCAAUUAUGGAAAGAAGGCCGCGGUAUGAAUGAGGCGCAUCACCGCGGAGGCAAGCUUCUGGCUGUGGAAUACGUGGAUCCGGCUCCCCAAGCGGCGGACGAGAAUAAACCACGUCAGAUUCAGAUUGAGCAGAUGUCCUUUGAUGGUUUCUGCGUCACUUGGACCGUGAACCCAACCAACGGCGCUUCCGAAUGUACGAUUCCCGUUCGAUUCAACUUCCUAUCCACCGAUUUCAGUCACUCGAAGGGAGUCAAGGGCAUCCCGGUGCGACUUUGCGCUAAGACGGAACUCCUUGUUCCCGGAGAAGAGGUCGGGACGUCCCGGGAGGCUGAGGUCUGCUACUGCAAGGUGAAGCUCUUCCGUGACCACGGCGCCGAGCGAAAGCUGUCCAACGAUGUGGCGCACGUCAAAAAGUCUAUUGAAAAAUUAAAGCAGCAGAUCAGUCAAGCGGAAAUGGGUGGUGGUUUCGGCAAGCGCAAACGUGGUAGCAAUUCUACGGCGAGCGUGAAGAGCGAUCGAUCGAAGCAGUCGAAGCACAAGCGCUCUUACUCAAUAUGUUCCGAAGACGGCGAUAAAAUGUCGCUCGAAGACGACCUACAAGCCAAACUCGCCAUGAUGCAGGACAUGUUCUCCUCAACCCAAAAUAUGAGCAUUCUCGCCCUUCGUGGUGAUGAGGAGGAUGACCCCGAUCUCUACCCUGUUCGACUCCCCGAAGGUGAAUACAAGCCCGACACAUUCGCUUCACAGUCUCUGGAGUCUUUGAUCUCCCCGACUACCAGCAACCCGUCCACCAGCUCGUUCUCCUCGCGCAUGCGAUCAUCGAAGGGCAAGCCAUCAACAGUCCCAAGACUUAGCAGUGGGGAUCGAGUUUCUCAAGGGUUUAUCGAGGCUGUGGACAUUGACCCGACCUACCGUCCCCUGCGGAGCGACCUCCUAAGCCGAGUAAUUGCUUGCUUCUAUGUCCGCUUCCAAGGGAACGAACAGCAUCCCGAAGAUUACUAUCGCGCGAUCUAUUUAACCGAGCGCACCGUACGCGACCUGAUGAAGAAGAUCUCCGAGAAGCAUCACAUCGACCCACAACGGAUCGUUCGCAUUCUGCACGUCAACGAGGAUGGUCUCCGCAUCAUGGUCGAUGAUGACGUAGUCCGCGAACUUCCAGAGGGCCAGGACAUGGUUGCCGACAUAUACGAGUCGUCCGAGAAUGGCAACUCUGGCGCUCCUAUGGAGAUCAAAUUAACAUAUUAG
Messenger RNA from Penicillium chermesinum, 2094 nucleotides. Its product is annotated as grainyhead-like protein. The transcript has 5 exons. The record is from RefSeq and is a predicted model, not a curated record. Bases 1 to 2094 code for a protein of 697 amino acids. Gene Ontology annotation, molecular function: RNA polymerase II cis-regulatory region sequence-specific DNA binding; DNA-binding transcription activator activity, RNA polymerase II-specific. Gene Ontology annotation, biological process: regulation of transcription by RNA polymerase II. NCBI's taxonomy places the organism in Eukaryota, Fungi, Ascomycota, Eurotiomycetes, Eurotiales, Aspergillaceae. Gene Ontology annotation, cellular component: nucleus.